This is a messenger RNA of Loxodonta africana (African savanna elephant), 2738 nucleotides long. It is a transcript of the gene PRKRA, whose product is annotated as protein activator of interferon induced protein kinase EIF2AK2. Gene Ontology annotation, cellular component: cytoplasm; nucleus; RISC complex. Gene Ontology annotation, biological process: siRNA processing; regulation of regulatory ncRNA processing. The transcript is spliced from 8 exons. Gene Ontology annotation, molecular function: double-stranded RNA binding; siRNA binding. Bases 1626 to 2228 code for a protein of 200 amino acids. NCBI's taxonomy places the organism in Eukaryota, Metazoa, Chordata, Mammalia, Proboscidea, Elephantidae. The record is from RefSeq and is a predicted model, not a curated record.
GGAGGCGGCGCGCGGCCGCCACUUCCCGUAAGGGCCGGUCUCGGGUAGAGGGUUGCGGGCUUGGACCUGAGCCCCGGGCUCGGUCCUAUUCCCCUGAGAACUCCUGUACUUGCGUUCAAGUUACCUCUCUAAAGACCUCCCACACUCUGUCCCGUGCCCGCCGCAGCGAGGCCGGGAAACAGGUGCACCCAGGCCUCGCCGGCUCAGGCUGCCAGGAAGCUGAGACGCCCCCCCAUCAUUGCUGGUGGCUGUCAGAACUGGCCUCUGUAUGCGUCUGCUUCCCUCCACGCUUUGCCAUGCAAAGCACACUUUUCUUCUGGUCUCUGCAGUUUGGGGAAGAUGAUUACAGCUAAGCCAGGGAAAACACCGAUUCAGGUAUUACACGAAUACGGCAUGAAGACCAAGAACAUCCCGGUUUAUGAAUGUGAAAGAUCAGAUGUGCAAAUACAUGUGCCCACUUUCACCUUCAGAGUAACCGUUGGUGACAUAACCUGCACAGGAAUGGAUGUCAGCACUCUGCAGGUGUUCUCAACACCCAGUUUGGACUCAGAAGGAAAAAGAUUAACCAUUUACUAGGUAUUGCUUACUUAAAUUCAGACAUCACCCUUAAUGAUUAGGCACUCUUAUCCUCCCCUCCCUACCCAUGUAAGGGAUAGACAUUGUAUGGAAUACACAUAAGUAAACUAUUACCUUCUGUAUAUAAACUUUCCCCCAGUAUGCCUAGUGUGUAGUCAUGAGUGCUGAGGGAUUUGAUUCAGUAUAGGAUGGGCUGUCAAAAUAAAAUGAUGCACAUUUUCUGUCCAACAGUUCUGUUGCAAGUGGCUCCUUUAAAAGAAACUAUUUGUUGCCAUCCAAGAAAUCAGUUCUUGCUGCAGAGAAAAUUACUCCCUCCCCAAGAACAAGGGAAGAAUACUAAAUUGUAUUGACAUCGUCUACUUUAUUACAAUUUUAUGCAGUAAAUAUAAUGUAGAAAUAUUCCUACUCCUCACUUACCUUGUUUUCCAACAUUUUGCAUUUAUGACAAUAGUAAAAAAUCUACAUUUUCACAUUAACAUGUGUCUGGCAGUAAUGAAUGCUGAGGUGUGAGGUGAGAGUAACUGGCUGCAAUGGUGUCAGGAGGGUUGGUGUCACCCAGCAGGGUAACUCAUGCUGUCACCACGCCCCCACCCGCCCCCACAGACCUCCCAUACUAGCCCCAGCCUGCAUGGAGGAAGUGCCGUGGGCUCCCAGGAAGCGCCUCCCAGCGGUGGGUGCAGGUGCCCAGCUCCUAGCAGCUCCCAGCAGCGUGGAGUGGUGGGGGUGAGCCAGGAGGGCUGGUGACAAAUCUGGGAAUGGUGUAGUCGAGCAGGAAAGGCCCCCACCUGGGCCUGCACCCACUGCGCACCGAGUCCCUCCAGUGGGGCAGACUUGCCCAGCUCUGAGGAGCCAUGCUCUGGCACCAGUCCCCGUGUUCCAGCUAGCUCCCAACCCAGCACGCCAGAGAGCAGGAGGAGGAGAAGACUAAGGGAGUAGAAGGAAAAGGUGAAGGUACAAGUAAGAAGCUGGCGAAACAUAGAGCUGCAGAGGCUGCCAUAAACAUUUUGAAAGCCAAUGCAAGUAUUUGCUUUGCAGUUCCUGACCCCUUAAUGCCUGACCCUUCCAAGCAACCAAAGAAUCAGCUUAAUCCUAUUGGUUCAUUACAGGAAUUAGCUAUUCAUCAUGGCUGGAGACUUCCUGAAUAUACCCUUUCCCAAGAGGGAGGACCUGCUCAUAAGAGAGAAUAUACCACAAUUUGCAGGCUAGAGUCAUUUAUGGAAACCGGAAAGGGGGCAUCAAAAAAACAAGCCAAGAGAAAUGCUGCUGAGAAAUUUCUUGCCAAAUUCAGUAAUAUUUCUCCAGACAACCACAUUUCUUUAACAAAUGUAGUAGGACAUUCUUUAGGAUGUACUUGGCAUUCCUUGAGGAAUUCUCCCGGUGAAAAGAUCAACUUACUGAAAAGAAGCCUCCUCAGUAUUCCAAACAUGGAUUACAUCCAGCUGCUUAGUGAAAUCGCCAAGGAACAAGGUUUUAAUGUAACAUAUUUAGAUAUAGAAGAACUGAGUGCCAACGGACAGUAUCAAUGUCUGGCUGAAUUGUCAACUAGUCCUAUCACAGUCUGUCAUGGCUCUGGGAUCUCCUGUGGCAAUGCGCAAAGCGAUGCAGCUCACAAUGCUUUGCAGUAUUUAAAGAUCAUUGCGGAAAAAAAGUAAACUUGGAGCAACUUAGAAGAUCCUUCAGUAGCACAUAAAAACUUCCCUUCCCUUCCCAAGUAAAAUGUUUACUAUGUUUGAGUUCCUGUGUUGUUUCUAAAUCUCUUCAGAGAGUCCAUCAGCACUCCAGACUUAAUUAUCUCAUAGAGUUAUGAUUAAGCUCUUUUUAGGCUUCAACUUUGUAUUAGUAUAUUGUAUUUAUAAACUUUGUACCAUAAGGCAGAGUGUAGCACUCAUUUUACAAUGCCAUACACGUAGGAGGAAGAAAAAUGCAUGUUUUUUGUUUAUGAUGAUGAUGACAAUGAUGAAAUAAAACUGCUAGCAACAGUCUUUCUUACUGGUGCUUAAACUCAUCUUUGUGCAAGGCUUUGUAAAGCGAAUUUGAAGGAAGCCCUUUAAAUUGUCAAGGGACAACACUAACAGGCUUUUAUUGAAUGUGAUUGUAAAGUUUCAGGGAAAUGAUUGGCCUACUGUGUAUCUGAAUCCAUGUAAUAAAGAGCCGUUAUUAUA